AUGCAUGCUGACGAAGUCUCCCGCUGGUCACUCUCCGGGAUGUCCACUUCCACCGGGACUUUGGAAUCACACUCAACCAGCGCGAAGACAGCCAUGCCGGACAACACAGGCCUAUGUGACAUUUGCAAGAAGCAGUCACCGUUGAACUACGACUUGCAAAGUCAUCUUGAAGAGGAACACCCGAACGACCCUAACAUGAAAAAUACCCACAUAGCAGAAAGAUCAGUACCUUUAGAACUUGAAAACCGACGUGACACCUUGCGAUCGGCAUCCAUAUUCAAGCCUAAAACCAGAUCAAAUACACAAACCACUCACAAUGUUAACCCUACCGCCCAAACAGCCAGCCCGGAAGGGGAUCAGGAGCGGAGAUUAAAGAGUUCGGCCUCCACUAGGAGCCUCAAGAGUAAAAGGGACAACGACGAAUCGUCCCUGCCCCCAAAACGAAGUCGAGCUCGUGCACCAAUUCAGGCCAGCUGUGGCACCUGUACAUCAGACGAUGAGUUUCGCAGGGAACCAACGCAGAAGAAUAGGAAAUUGUGGAAUCCUGAUGAGGAGCCUCCCAGAAGGAGCGACACGACAGAAUCUCCUAUAACAUCAGCAACUCGGUCGUUUGAACCCCGCGAGCCACUCACGCCAGAGAUAGACAAAAGUGAAGUCCUCAUAAAACAACCGGAAACUCGACCAAUAUCACAAGAGCAACUCGUCGCAGAAGUCAAGGGAAUCUACGCCGGCCUCGUCAUGGUUGAAAGUAAAUGCAUUGAAGUCGACAAUGCCCAAAGCUCAACAACAGGGCCCAAACUAAACAACGAGCAAUGGCAAGCUCUCAUUGCUCUGCACCGGACAUUGCUGCAUGAGCACCACGACUUCUUUCUAGCCUCACAGCACCCUUCCGCAAGUCCUGCGCUACGCCGGCUUGCAAGCAAAUACGCAAUGCCAGCACGUAUGUGGCGGCAUGGCAUCCACUCGUUUUUAGAACUUCUCAGGCACCGUCUUCCGGCGUCUCUAGAGCAUAUGCUUACAUUCAUCUAUCUCGCCUACUCGAUGAUGGCGUUGCUGUAUGAAACCGUUCCGACAUUUGAAGACACCUGGAUUGAGUGUCUAGGUGACUUGGGGAGGUAUCGUAUGGCAAUUGAAGAUGACGACCCGAAAGACCGUGAAACCUGGACGGCUGUAAGUCGUCACUGGUAUUCGAAAGCGAGCGACAAAGCACCCACAACCGGACGAUUGUAUCACCACCUGGCAAUUCUAGCGCGUCCAAACGCGCUACAGCAGUUGUUCUACUACGCCAAAUCCCUUUGUGUGCCGAUUCCGUUUCUUUCCGCAAGGGAGUCGAUAAUGACUUUAUUCGAGCCUCAUCUUAAGGGCUCUCCUACGCGCUUAUUAGAAGUUGAUGCUGCGUUUGUUAGGGCUCAUGGAAUUCUGUUUUCCGGCCGGAACCAAGACAAGUUUACAUCGUCUGUAGACGAAUUUAUUGGUAGCCUUGAUAACCAUAUUGGCAGAAAUACUCGUCGAUGGAUGGACAGCGGUUAUCAUAUUGGCAUUGCUCUGUGUUGCUCAAUCCUCGAGUAUGGCAGCGAGUCGAAUGUCAUUGUGCGGGCAAUCAAGUCGAGCCGGGCUGAGGACUCUGAUAUUCCGAUGGAAGGAACGGAUGCGGCUCCGAGUCAGAAGUUCUUUGUUGCUCUGGACUUUGCCUGUCGCACUAACGACGUUAUCUUCCGCCGCUUUGGCGACCCAAACGUCAUCCCAUACGUUCACGUUACGCUCGCCUUCUUAUAUCAUAUGUCGCAUUUUUCAACUGCUAUGGCGUACAUCGAGGAUAAACUGCCGUGGAAGCUUAUCUCUCUCUUACUAAACACCCUUAUGGAUGGAAAUACGUUAUUUGAAAAGAUUGAGUCAGAGGACUUCCCUCGUCCCGAAAAGGAGAGCCCUCGUCCUCUACCUGAGGAUUUUGCGCAGCGCGGUCUGUUGUGGGUGGACAAGUACUAUCCUAACGACUGGUUCACUGCCAGCAAAAUCGACGACGAGGAGAAGUACUUUGAGGUGCCCUCAAUGACGGAUGAGCGUCAGGACCGAUGUCUUUGGUUGGCAUGCCGGCUGGCGUCUUCGGGUAGGCAUUUGACUUACGACAAGGAAACGAGACAAUUCAAUGUUACACCACAAUACGACAUCAGUAUUGCCAACCUUCCUAACGUGUCGGACUCAUUGGGAGGUACACCUCAGCAAACUGAUGCAUGGGAACGAGGUGGCGAUAGUGACAUGGAUUUACGAGAUGUGCCAAUAUCUUCGUCUUAA
Molecule: messenger RNA, 2292 nt
Organism: Colletotrichum truncatum
Lineage: Eukaryota; Fungi; Ascomycota; Sordariomycetes; Glomerellales; Glomerellaceae
Product: telomerase-binding protein EST1A protein
Biological process (GO): nuclear-transcribed mRNA catabolic process, nonsense-mediated decay
Cellular component (GO): telomerase holoenzyme complex
Molecular function (GO): telomerase RNA binding; telomeric repeat DNA binding; protein binding
Source: RefSeq, a predicted model, not a curated record